Messenger RNA from Myotis lucifugus (little brown bat), 1993 nucleotides. Its product is annotated as protein KIAA0556. NCBI's taxonomy places the organism in Eukaryota, Metazoa, Chordata, Mammalia, Chiroptera, Vespertilionidae. The transcript has 16 exons. The record is from RefSeq and is a predicted model, not a curated record. The annotation marks the transcript as partial.
GGAACCACCGCCUCUAGGGAUGGACGGUCAGACUCUGCGAAAGGCUGAGAGAAGCCGGUCCUGCUCUCGGGAGAACAAGGAGGGUUACACUAAGGACAUGGUGACAGACUUUGAUGAGAAACAUGAUGAGUAUUUAAUAUUGCUUCAGCAGAGGAACCGGAUAUUAAAGCAUUUGAAAGCCAAGGACCCCGUGCAGCUGAGACUGGAGCACUUGGAGCAGGGCUUCUCCGUCUACGUCAACGGGGCCAAUUCGGAGCUGAAGGCGUCGCCACGGAGAGCCGUCCACUCCCACGUCUCCAGAAGUGCCUCGCAGGCCGAGGGGGCACAGGAUUAUGGACGAAGAACCCUGUUUCGAGAAGCUGAAGAAGCUUUAAGACGGAAUUCACGGACAGCCCCCAGCAAAGCCCAGCGCCGCGGAUGGCACCAGAAAUCUGUGCAGAUCAGAACAGAAGCUGGUUCGAGGCUCCAUAUCGAACCUCCUCUGGACUAUUCUGAAGAUUUUGAGCCACAUGCGGACACGACUGUCACUGCAAAGGAUGCUUCCGGGGGUCACCCACAGGAUUCCAAACCUCCGACCGGCACCACACCCUGUGAUGUUAACUUCUUCUCCCUUCAGAACGCUCAUGGACAUUCCGACCUUCCAGGCAGUACGGACAAAGCAAGGAUCCUCUUAACUAUCCAGGAUGUAAUGGAGCUAAGAAAAAGCCUAGAACUUAGUGUAAAUCUACAAAGGAAGCAAAAGGACUGUUCCAGUGACGAGUAUGACUCCAUUGAAGAGGAUGUGCUCUCUGAGCCCGAGCCUGAGGACCAGGCCCUGGGGGGCAAUCCCAGACAUGGCACCCCUCUUUCCAGGGGGGGCUCCGUGCAGGAGGAUGUUCCUGACGACCAGGAGACGGCAGGACACCCUUCCCGGGGCCCAGACACCCUCGUGGUGCUGGAAUUCAACCCGGCGUCCAAAGGUAAUAAAAAGGAGAGGAAUUUGUCUGCUAAGCGAAAGGACAAUGCUGAGGCCCUCGUUCCCAGCAAACGAGAGCCAACCCCGACUCCCCAGCCCCCCACUGUGUUCCCAGACCGGGAGAGGCCAUGUUCAAGACCUGGAAGCCGACGGGAGAGACUCCCAUCAGCAGCCCGAAAACCUGUGCUCCAGGCUGAGGACCCGCAGGAAGACGCAUCAGCUGUGCUCCGAGCCAUCCAGGUGGAGAAUGAAGCCCUGCAGAGGGCGAUCCUGAGCAGAAGGGCCGAGCCCGCCACCAGCCAGCUGCAGGGCGUGGAGGAACCCCCAGCAAAACCGUGGACUGGUCUGCUGAAGGCACAGGAGGAGAGCCCGGAGGUUGUGCUCCAGUCUGUGCUGUGUGCUCAGCAUACAGAUCAGAUUAGCCCCUGGCCUUGCGAAGCUUUCAGGCUACAAGCAAAUGAAGCCAUAAAUAAACAGCUGCUUCCCGUCACCAUGGAGACCAACACGGAGGAGCCAUCCCAGGCGGCAGGGGGAGCCAGAGCCGUCAGCGCAGCCAUUGACAGGAUCGGCCUUUUGGGGAGCAGGCAGCAGCAGAAGCUUCUGGAAGUCCUCCGGGCCAUCGAAAGCGACUCUGCCCAUGUCAGCCGGGUGGGUUCACCAGCUGAGGAGCAGGUGCUGGCCCCAGAGGACAAGCUGGGGGUGAAAGAAGAGAUGAAAGAUGCCAUCUACGUGACGAUGGAAAUCCUGUCCAACUGGGGCAACCUGUCGUGGGUGGGCCUCACCGAAGUCGAGUUCUUUGACCUGGACGACACAAAGCUGUACGUGUCACCUCAUGACGUGGAUAUCCGUAACUCGGACCCGCCGGGGGACCUGGGCCAGCUGGUCAACAGGAACUUGGCUAGCAAGAAAGACUCCUCCUUGUGGACCUGCCCCUUCCACCCGCCGCUGCAGCUCUUUUUCGUUAUCCGCAACACGAGAAGGCUGCAUGCCUUUGGCCUGGCCAGGAUCAAGGUUUGGAACUACUGGACAGCUGAUGGU